Anoplophora glabripennis (Asian longhorned beetle) is the source of this 3763-nucleotide messenger RNA. RefSeq names its product disks large 1 tumor suppressor protein (gene dlg1). The transcript has 20 exons. Lineage: Eukaryota; Metazoa; Arthropoda; Insecta; Coleoptera; Cerambycidae. Gene Ontology annotation, cellular component: neuron projection; postsynaptic density membrane; neuromuscular junction. Bases 172 to 2892 code for a protein of 906 amino acids. The record is from RefSeq and is a predicted model, not a curated record. Gene Ontology annotation, biological process: chemical synaptic transmission. Gene Ontology annotation, molecular function: kinase binding.
AUCUAUAACUCUGAUAAAAUUAUGCAACUACAAAAUAUUAAAUAAGAACAUAGUGUAGUGUUUUACUUCAAAAUACGCCGAAUCUGACUUUACUGACAAUGAACGUACGAGGACCCCGCCAGAAUCUUAAAAAGAAUAUAUAAACUUACUUAAAAGUGUCUAAAAGCCGCGAUGAUCGAUUGGGUGUCGAUAGUGCGUCACUCCCACAGGAGGUUCUCGAAUUACAUGUACGGCGUGCCUAGCAAAGUUCGAAAGCGUCGGCAAAAGUUCAUCAAGAGGCAGCAGCAGAUGCCUGGCAACGGGGCUGCCGCCGGUAUGCCGCACGGAUCCAAAUGCUCGUGUUGUUGGGCAGGCGAUAAAGUGCAGAAAUCCCGCUACGCGGAAGAGGACAUGCCGCCCCCGCCGUCGCCGCCCCAUCAGGUCGCCCCGCACGACGCCGUCUCCAGACAGGGGUCCCUGGAUAGGGGAGGCCGCAGGAGGAGCUCGGUGGAGAGGGAACAAACCGCGAAAGAGGUUCACAUGCAGGGUAACGACAACUGGCAAGGCAACGACAGCGAUCAGGCACACUCACCUCUGUUAGGUUCCGGGGACAAACCUGUGAACGGCGACGAUGAGUGGGAGUACGAGGAGAUCAUCCUCGAGAGGGGCGGCGCCGGCCUGGGCUUCAGCAUCGCAGGCGGUACGGACAACCCCCACAUCGGCGACGACACCGCCAUCUACAUCACCAAACUGAUACCCGGUGGGGCGGCGGCGAUGGACGGCCGCCUCCGGGUCAACGACUCCAUUCUGUCGGUGAACGAUGUGCCCGUGGUUGACGUGCAGCACGCCAUCGCCGUCGAGGCCCUCAAGAAGGCCGGCAACACUGUCAAAUUGUGUGUGAGGCGUAGGCGGCAGCCGCGCAACAUGCGCCUGAUGGAGAUCGAGCUGGUGAAAGGGAACAAAGGGCUGGGCUUCAGCAUCGCCGGCGGCAUCGGCAACCAACACAUCCCCGGCGACAACGGCAUCUACGUGACCAAGGUGAUGGACGGCGGCGCCGCGCAGGUGGACGGCCGCCUCCUCGUCGGCGACAAGCUGGUGGCGGUCAGAGACGCAGUGAAGGGGGAAGUAAAUCUGGAAAAUGUGACUCACGAGGAUGCCGUCGCCACGCUGAAGACCACGCAGGACCGCGUCGUCCUCGUGGUGGCCAAACCAGACAGUGCCUUCAACGCCCCCGCCUCAGAUACCUCCUACUCGCCGCAGUUGUCUACAAAAGCUUCCCAUGGCUACGCCGAUUCCGUACACUCGGUACACUCCUCGAACAUGGCGCUCCAUGCUCCAUCCACCCCUAGGGCUGUCAGUGCAGAGGACGUAUCUAGGGAGGUCCGCACUAUCGUUCUCCAGAAAGGUCCCAACGGUCUGGGCUUCAACAUAGUUGGCGGUGAAGACGGAGAGGGUAUCUUCAUCUCUUUUAUCCUAGCUGGGGGACCGGCGGACUUGUGCGGCGAACUCAGGAGGGGGGACCAAAUCCUCAGCGUGAACGGGGUGAACUUGAGGAAUGCCACUCACGAGGAAGCGGCACAAGCCCUCAAAGGCACAAACCAAACUGUCAACGUAGUGGUACAGUACAGACCAGAGGAAUACAAUAGAUUCGAAGCCAAAAUCCAUGACCUUAAGCAACAAAUGGCCCACCCUGUCACGGGGGGCACCUUACUCAGAACAUCACAAAAGAGGUCUCUCUACGUUAGGACUUUGUUCGAUUAUGACCCGAUGAAGGACGAUGGCCUUCCAAGCCGCGGUUUGGCCUUCCACUACGGCGACAUCCUCCAUGUCACGAAUGCCAGCGACGACGAGUGGUGGCAAGCGCGGAGAGUACUUAAUACUGGAGAUGAACAGGGUAUGGGAAUCGUCCCAUCCAAGAGGCGCUGGGAGAGGAAGCAGCGCGCCAGAGAUAGAUCUGUUAAAUUUCAAGGCCACAUGCCUAACAUACUCGAAAAGCAAUCGACUUUAGAUAGGAAAAAGAAAAACUUUUCGUUCAGUAGGAAGUUCCCCUUCAUGAAAAGCAAAGACGAUAAGUCUGAAGAUGGUUCAGACCAAGAACAAACUCCUUCCGAACACCAAUUAUCUGCUAACGAUAAAGAAAAAACACCUCAAUCCUUCAUGCUGUGCUACACGCAGGAGGAUGCCAACACAGAAGGUGAAAUAUUAUAUCGGGUUGAGCUACCGUAUAUGGAAGAGAUUACUCUAAUUUAUUUGGAAGAUAAUGACAAUUUAGCCGACUUUAGCAACGAGGAGAGCGUAUUGUCUUACGAACCAGUCCAGCAGAUGCAUAUUACUUAUACUAGACCAGUUAUCAUAUUAGGGCCGCUGAAAGACCGUAUCAAUGACGAUUUGAUCUCGGAGUUUCCGGAAAAGUUCGGCAGUUGCGUGCCACACACCACAAGACCAAAAAGGGAAUACGAAGUAGACGGUAGGGACUACCACUUCGUGUCCUCACGGGAGCAAAUGGAAAAAGACAUCCAGAACCACUUAUUUAUCGAGGCGGGUCAAUAUAAUGAUAACUUAUACGGCACGUCUGUGGCUUCUGUAAGGGAAGUAGCCGAUAAGGGUAAACAUUGUAUAUUAGACGUUAGUGGGAACGCAAUAAAACGAUUGCAGGUAGCGCAAUUGUAUCCUAUUGCUAUCUUUAUAAAGCCAAAAUCUGUAGAAUCUAUAAUGGAGAUGAAUAAGAGGAUGACGGAGGAACAAGCAAAGAAAACAUAUGAAAGAGCUUUGAAGAUGGAACAGGAGUUCGGAGAAUACUUUACAGCCGUUGUACAAGGAGACACGCCGGAGGACAUCUACGGCCAGGUGAAGGAGGUGAUCAAUGAGCAGUCUGGCCCCAACAUCUGGGUGCCGGCCAAGGAGAAACUGUGACCUUUGGCCCCCCUGGUGUGGACGCUGCCCUCGAGGCCCCAAAGGCUGCACUGAAGGAUGGCGGCUGGUCUCUGCUGGAGACCGCCGCCUCGUUGUUGACUCGUGCAGUGCCUAUUACCUGCGUGCUUGCGAAAACCAGCUCAUUAAUAAUUUAUUCAUUUGUUAUCUUGGGGUGUGUUACCGCCGACGAGGACACGACCGUGUAGGGAUGCCGUUUGGUUGAGAUUUUAUCGAUAAUACUCAUUCGAUGCUUCUCGUUUUGAAUAACACGAAGGUUAUAAGGUUUUUGUAAAUUUUUUUUCAUGUACUCGAUAAAUUUUUUUGUUUAAAUCCUAUUUUAGCGAUGUUAAUGAUUUUCUUGGUUUAAUUAUUCUGCGCUCUGUUUUAUCCCACUUCUGAUUCGAUCUGCUCGUUUGUGGUCCUGUGUCUCUCGGCCGUAGCGCAUUCCGAGUUUGUUACUGACAAAUACACAAGUAGACUUAAGGAAAAUAAUCUUGUUAGCGUUGGAAGGAGCGCGUCGCCCCGUCGCGUCUCACUCUACCGUAUAAGCUUGUAUAGAUGUGGAUAACCUCCGAGCCCCUUGUUUUGAUUGCACUUGUGUUAUUUAAUAAAUUAAUAUAUUAUAAAUAUAGUCAAAUUUUGAAACCUUUAUAAUAUUCAAUUGUUAUCUGACGUAUAGGUAGUUUUAUCAAUGUUUUUUUGUAGUCUAUGUAUAUUUACAUUUGAGGAUUCCCCUGCCAAUAAUUUAAAUCGAAGGAUUGUAUAUACACAGAUUAUCUAUGUGUAGUAUUAUUAUAACAGGAAUCUGUUAUUGUUAUUUGAGAAAGUUGUCACCUAACUUAUUUGAGUUAAUAAAACAAAUUUUACUAAG